CGGGAGGCAGGAAGCCCCGCCCCUUCCCCGACACCGGCGUGCGCGCCUCUCUACCACGCGCGCUCUCCCGAGCCCGGGGCCCGCGCUGCGCUGUCCUUCGAUACUCUGAGCUUGCGGCCGUGCUUCCCGCCCCGCCCCGUCCCCCGCGCGGGCUCACGCUCCGCGGCGCCAGGCCCUCGCCUUCUCGGCCCUGACCACAGCCCGCUGCACCGGCACCAUGCUCUUCUAUUCCUUUUUCAAGUCCCUUGUGGGCAAGGAUGUGGUCGUGGAACUCAAGAAUGACCUGAGCAUCUGUGGAACCCUCCAUUCUGUGGAUCAGUAUCUCAACAUCAAAUUAACUGACAUUAGUGUCACAGACCCUGAGAAAUACCCUCACAUGUUAUCAGUGAAGAACUGCUUCAUCCGGGGCUCGGUGGUCCGCUAUGUGCAGUUGCCAGCAGAUGAGGUGGACACGCAGUUGCUACAGGACGCAGCAAGGAAGGAGGCCUUGCAGCAGAAACAGUGAUGGCUCCUCUGCUCCCCUUCCCUCUUCCCUUGGCGAGCCUUGACCUCAUGUCCCAGCCCAGGACCCCUCCCCCCAUACUUUAGGUGUUGUGGGUUUUUUUAAUAGUGAAGGCACUUUUUUUUUUUUUUUAAAGAAUAAGGGGAUGAGAGAACUGAUAGUGGGGAGCAGCUACCCUCCGUUGAGAAGGAGUGGAUAAGUAGUCUGGGGAACUGCAAAGCCUUCCUUGUCAUCAGUACCUGCCUUUCUUACUCCUUCCCUGGAGAUGGUGGGAGAAUCUCCUAGAUCUCUCCAGGGCAGCAUGUGAUUCAUUUUGGGGGUGGAAGGAAUCUGUCCCGCAUCGGGAAUAAAGUUUAUGAUGCAAAUUUGAA
This is a messenger RNA of Rhinolophus ferrumequinum (greater horseshoe bat), 873 nucleotides long. It is a transcript of the gene LSM2, whose product is annotated as LSM2 homolog, U6 small nuclear RNA and mRNA degradation associated. Gene Ontology annotation, cellular component: P-body; U4/U6 x U5 tri-snRNP complex; Lsm1-7-Pat1 complex. The transcript has 5 exons. NCBI's taxonomy places the organism in Eukaryota, Metazoa, Chordata, Mammalia, Chiroptera, Rhinolophidae. Bases 218 to 505 code for a protein of 95 amino acids. Gene Ontology annotation, biological process: mRNA splicing, via spliceosome. Gene Ontology annotation, molecular function: RNA binding. The record is from RefSeq and is a predicted model, not a curated record.